This is a messenger RNA of Ruditapes philippinarum (Manila clam), 2684 nucleotides long. Its product is annotated as ras-related C3 botulinum toxin substrate 2-like. NCBI's taxonomy places the organism in Eukaryota, Metazoa, Mollusca, Bivalvia, Venerida, Veneridae. Gene Ontology annotation, biological process: small GTPase-mediated signal transduction. The record is from RefSeq and is a predicted model, not a curated record. The transcript has 7 exons. The coding region runs from base 346 to 933 and encodes 195 amino acids. Gene Ontology annotation, molecular function: GTPase activity; GTP binding.
UUUAAUUUUCAUUGGAUGAUAAAAAUAGUAACAUCAAUUAGCGCAGUAAAAUGGAAGCUGUUCGAUGAUUGACAGAAGUCAACGCGUAUUUUCGUUCUUAAUUAUAGGCUAUUUAACAUGUGAUUUUCACUAGAGGAUUCUUUUAUUAUUCUUUCUAAAGAAAACCCAGCCGAGAAGAUUUUGACUGGAAACAUUGUAAUUGGAAUUUGUAGAUAAGAGCAAAGAGGGAGGGACAUCAAAAAAAAUUACCUCAAUUCGUUCAUGACCAACUCAUUUUGUGAGGGAGGUUGACUGUUGAAAAUCAGCAAGCUGGAGCAGACACGCUUUUACGGAAUCGAAAAUAACAUGGCCCAGGGUCGGCCAAUUAAAUGUGUUGUGGUGGGAGAUGGUACCGUUGGUAAAACCUGUAUGUUGAUAUCAUACACGACAGACAGUUUUCCUGGAGAAUAUGUCCCAACAGUAUUUGAUAACUAUACAGCUAACAUGAUGGUAGAUGGGAUAGCUGUUAGUCUAGGAUUGUGGGAUACCGCAGGACAAGAAGAUUACGAUAGAUUACGACCUCUGUCUUACCCACAAACGGAUGUUUUCCUGAUAUGUUUUAGUGUAGUUAGUCCGUCUUCCCAUGAAAAUGUAGUCACAAAAUGGAAUCCUGAGAUUAAACAUCAUUGUCCUGAUGCUCCAGUCAUUGUAGUAGGAACCAAAAUAGAUUUACGUGAAAAUAAAGAAGCCAUUGGACAAUUAGCUCAACAAGGAUUGUCACCAAUCAAGCGAGAACAGGGUAUUAAAUUAGCCAAUAAAAUUCGAGCUGUCAAAUAUAUGGAAUGUUCAGCUUUAACUCAGCGAGGACUUAAACAGGUAUUUGAGGAAGCUGUUAGAGCAGUUAUACAUCCACAGCCUGUGAGGCCUAAAAACAAAUCCUGUAGACUGUUAUGAAUAACUACAAUCAAUUAUUGUGUAUAGUGUGUAACUUAUUACUCAUGCUGAAUGGCUAAAUUUCUAUGUAUCUGUAAUCGAUUACUGAUCCUCAAACACAGCAAGCUGCUGCCAGCUAAAUGAACUUCUUAUCCUCAUAGACUGGGCUGGAGAGAUACACUGCAGUAUCAUCAAGUGUAUAAGAUUGGAAUUUGCAAAAUGCAUCUGUAAUUUGUAAUGGAACAUAUCUGUAAAGAGUGGUAUUUUUAGGCGAAUCUGUAAAUUUGCUUCGGAACAAAUCUGUAAAGAUUGGAAUAUUUAGGUGAACCUGUAAUUUGCUUCAGAACAAAUCUGUAAAAAGUGGUAUUUUCAAAUGAAUCUGUAAUUGGAUUUAGAACAGAUCUUAAAAAAGUGGUAUUUUCAGACAAGUCUGUAAUUUUAUCUAUAUAUAGUGGCAUUUUCAAAUGAAUCAGUAAUUGGAUUUUGUAAAGAGUUACUUUCAAAAGAAUCUGUAAUUUGAUUGAAACAGAUAUCUUAAGUGUGGCAUUUUCAAAUAAAUCUGUAAUAAGUGUAAUUAAAUUGAAAACUGAUCCAAAUUGACAAGAAUUUUUAAUACACCAUUAAUAUAAAAUGGAACAAGGUUUCAUAUACAUUGGAAUCUUAGAAUGAACAUAGACUGAACCAUCUAACUUGUGUUCUUUAAUUGAAUCUGUAAUGCCAAUUAGUGUCGCUUAAUUGAAUUAAUCAAUUACUGAUCUUCUACAUUAUUAAUAUAAUGACUUACUGUAAUCAGAUAUUGCAGUUAGGAUCAAGUCUCCCACUGAAUCUGUAAUCAGGUCCAAGUCUUAAAAGUUUGUGUGUCUAAGACUGCAUCAGUAAUGAGUAUACAUGAAUGAUUCUUACAGAUUUAUCAUAUGGCCAUUUUUGCUGCUUAUCAUAUCAGUUGAGGAUUAAGAGUUGCUGGUUCUUUCACAGAUGUCUAAAUGUGUGCUUUAUUUUAUAAAAAAAACAAAACAGUAAUACAUUGAGAUGGGAAUGCAUGUCAUAAAUUACGUUCGGAAAUGGAUCUUCGUGCAUUCAGUGUUUUUUUUAUAAAUAGGUCAACUUGGCUAAUGCAUCGUGUAUGUGAUAUUCAUAUUUCAUUGAACCUUCUUCUCAAAGUUCAACACCUAGAAGAAAUAUCAUGCUUUGUCGUUUCUUGAGGAUUCAACAGUCUAUGUUUCUAAGUUAUAUGUGUGGGCCAACAAGUGAAAUUUGGAUUUAGCAGUAGAAAUGUUGAAAGUUUAGCUUCAGAAGUGAAAACUACAUUUUCAAGGAAUCGGUCAGAAUCCAUCAGUCAGGAAUGAUACAAAAAGGUCGGUAAACCAUCAAAAGCUAUUUCAGAAUUAAAAGGGACUUACUUUAAUCUAGCAGUUGAGAGGGAAUGUAACAUCAGCAGCUGAGAAGUGGAAAGAUUUUUGUUGAUGAAGGAUACUUUUUGCUACUGUUUGAUGAUGAUGAUGAUGAUGAUGAUGGUGGAAUGAGUGCCUACACAAAAUGAUGUACAUGUAUAUAGACAGAAUUUUUUAAGUGAAUUGAUAAGGCCUGUGGUCUGAGUGGGCAAAAAAUAUAUACAUGUGUAUUAAACUUUUUUUAUUCUGAUUAUUACGCUAUGUGGCAAUUUUAUUUUUUGUGAAUCAUAUUUUUUUUGGAGAAUUUUAUAACUUUCUGGUAAAGAUGUUUUUUACAUAAUGUAUGACAUAAACUGAAGCAUAAUGUUUUUUUUUUUUUUU